AUGAGCGGAGAUAAGAUGGACGUCGAGGUCGCGGAGCAGAAGAUGAACUCCAUGGAGCACAGCGAGCAGCACUACUUCAAGAGCUACGAUCACCAUGGUAUUCACGAGGAGAUGUUGAAAGAUGAGGUCCGAACACGAUCGUAUAUGAACGCCAUUAUGCAGAACAAGCACAUUUUUAAGGACAAGGUCGUUCUCGAUGUUGGCUGUGGAACCGCCAUUCUCUCCAUGUUUGCUGCUAAGGCCGGUGCUAAGCAUGUUAUUGGUGUCGACAUGUCCACCAUCAUUUUUAAGGCCCGUGAGAUCGUCAAGAUUAACGGCCUUUCUGACAAGAUCACUCUUCUCCAGGGCAAGAUGGAGGAGGUUGAGCUCCCCUUCCCCAAGGUCGACAUCAUCAUUUCCGAAUGGAUGGGAUACUUCCUCCUUUACGAGUCCAUGCUUGACACCGUCCUCUACGCCCGUGACACUUACCUUCAGAAGGAUGGCUUGAUCUUCCCCGACAAGGCCACCAUCUUCUUCGCCGGUAUUGAGGAUGGCGACUACAAGGAGGACAAGAUUGAGUUCUGGAACGAUGUUUACGGUUUCGACUACACCCCCCUCAAGGCCACUGCUCUCUGUGAGCCCCUCGUUGACACUGUCGAGGUCAAGGCUGCUGUCACCGACCCCGCUCCUGUCCUUACCCUCGAUCUUUACACCUGCACCGUCGCCGACCUGGCUUUCCAAGUGCCCUUUAAGCUCUCCGCUAAGCGCGACGAUUUCAUCCACGCCCUGGUGUCGUGGUUUGAUAUUGACUUCACCGCCUGCCACAAGCCUAUCCGCUUCUCAACAGGUCCCCACACCAAGUACACUCACUGGAAGCAGACCGUUUUCUACUUUGAGGAUGUCCUCACCGUCCAGCAGGGCGAGGAGAUCCAGCUCAACCUUGAUGUCCGACCUAACGAUAAGAACAGACGUGAUCUUGACAUCAAGAUUGCCUACGAGCUCGAGACCCAGGACGCCAACCGCUCCUCCAAGGGCGCUCUCGAAUACCGCAUGUGCUAA
Messenger RNA from Fusarium venenatum, 1038 nucleotides. Its product is annotated as S-adenosyl-L-methionine-dependent methyltransferase. Gene Ontology annotation, cellular component: nucleus. Gene Ontology annotation, biological process: peptidyl-arginine methylation. The record is from RefSeq and is a predicted model, not a curated record. Gene Ontology annotation, molecular function: protein-arginine N-methyltransferase activity. NCBI's taxonomy places the organism in Eukaryota, Fungi, Ascomycota, Sordariomycetes, Hypocreales, Nectriaceae.